Pantherophis guttatus is the source of this 2456-nucleotide messenger RNA. The record is from RefSeq and is a predicted model, not a curated record. NCBI's taxonomy places the organism in Eukaryota, Metazoa, Chordata, Lepidosauria, Squamata, Colubridae.
ACUCUGUAGUGUGAUGAGGAAGACCUUUCCCUCCCUUUCAAAUUGUGGGAACCAAGGAGAAACUGGUUUCUUCCACCCCAACUAAAACAUCCCCGUGGUCAUGUGAUCGAAGUCCGGAUGCUUCACAACUGAUGGUUGUAGUGUCUCGGGGUCAAGUGAUCAUCUUUUGUGACCUUCUGACAAGCAAAGUCAAUGGGGAAGCCAGAUUCACUCAACAACUGCAUGAUUCCUUUAACAACUGUGGUGACUUACUUAACAACUGUGGCAAGAAGGGUCAUAAAACAACUGUCUUGCUGAGCAACAGAAAUUUGGGACUCAAUUGUGGUCACAUUAUGGGUUGCUGCUACAGUUUAGACUAUGAUGAUGAUUGGGCUAUAGAUGCUGAGAUUUGUGAGGUGUGUCACUAUCCUAUUGAUCCAGCCACCAAGCCGCAGAGACCCACUUUAAAUGGUUCUGAGUUGCACACUCCUCUGUUGCCAGCCGAAGGGAUUCCUCCUCCUAGUUCACCCCUUCAAGAUAAACUGGUGGUUGCCCUCUAUGAUUAUGAAUCAACUCAUGAAGGAGAUCUGCUACUUCGGACAGGAGAACAGCUGAGGAUAGUAGAAGAGACAGGGGAAUGGUGGAAAGCUCAGUCUCUCACCACAGGACAAGUGGGCUACAUACCAUGCAACUUUGUCGCCAAGUUGAACACACUGGAGCAAGAGCCUUGGUUUUUCAAAGCCCUGAGCAGGAAGGAUGCUGAGCGCUGCCUUCUCGCUGCUGGUAAUACACAUGGUGCUUUCCUCAUUCGAGAGAGUGAAUCCACCAAAGGUUCCUUCUCCCUCUCUGUGCGAGAUUUUGACCAGAAUCGAGGAGAAGUUGUGAAGCAUUAUAAGAUACGAAAUAUGGACAACGGCGGGUUCUACAUCUCUCCUCGUAUCACCUUUGACAGCUUGCACAGCCUGGUAGAACAUUAUACCAGUAACGCUGAUGGGCUCUGCACCCGCCUUACCAAGUCCUGCCAAACUCAGAAGCCACAGAAGCCCUGGUGGCAAGAUGAGUGGGAAGUGCCCAGGGAGAGCCUGAAGCUGGUGGAGAAACUGGGAGCAGGGCAGUUUGGUGAAGUUUGGAUGGGCUACUAUAAUGGCCAUACAAAAGUUGCCAUCAAGAGUUUGAAACAAGGCAGCAUGUCACCUGAAGCCUUCCUGGCUGAAGCCAACCUGAUGAAGAAACUGCGCCAUGCACGCCUGGUGAGGCUCUAUGCAGUGGUAACUCAAAGGCCCAUGUUCAUCAUUACGGAGUAUAUGGAAAAUGGCAAUCUGGUAGAUUUUCUCAAAGCUGCGGAAGGCACUAAAUUAACAAUUUAUAAGCUGCUAGACAUGUCAGCACAGAUAGCAGAAGGAAUGGCCUUCCUGGAGAAGAAAAACUACAUCCAUCGUGACCUGCGGGCUGCCAAUAUCCUGGUGUCUGAAAGCCUCUGCUGCAAGAUUGCAGAUUUUGGGUUGGCCCGCAUUAUGCAGGACGAUGAAUACACUGCUCAAGAGGGAGCAAAGUUCCCAAUUAAAUGGACAGCCCCGGAGGCCAUCAAUUAUGGAAUAUUCACCAUUAAAUCAGAUGUCUGGUCAUUUGGGAUUCUACUGACUGAGAUAAUCACUUAUGGCCGGAUCCCUUACCCAGGAAUGAGCAAUCCAGAAGUCAUCCAAAACCUGGAAAAAGGGUACCGGAUGCCACAUCCGGACAACUGCCCAGAAGAGCUGUACAAACUGAUGUUGCAGUGUUGGAGAGAUAACCCAAAGCAACGCCCGACUUUUGAGUUCCUGAAAGGGGUCCUGGAGGAUUUCUUCACUGCCACGGAAGUACAAUAUGAGCAGCAGGUGUGAAGAUGCUUCAAGCCGAGAUCCAUGGGACACUAUUCUCACAAACCAGCAGAAAAGACACUCUUGAAGACUUUGCCUUGCAUCCAAGAUGGCGGAGAGGGGGGGUACGAUGGAGAAGAAGGGCUUUAUUCGGACCCCAAUGACUUCCUGAGGAGUUCAUGGCUAAUCUCAUGGCAAACUUCCCCCCUUUUUUUCAAAAGGAAAAGAAAACUAAUGUUCAAAGGUGCCCAGAGGAACUGAGACAGAGUUCUUGCACCUGCUCAGCAAGCAGAAGCGAGCUUUUUUUAUUACUACUUUUCGCUUCAGCUGCUCUGUAGGAGGCACGUGCACCUGGUAUAGGUAGUCCUCGACUUAUGACCGUGCUGAACCUGGCAAUUCCGGUUGUAAGUUGUGACAGUCGCAAAGCAAAAUCACCCACGUGACCAGACCUGUUUUUUUUAUGGCCAUUUUGCGGUCAUAAAGCAAAAGCUGUGGUCAUUAAGCGAGUCCAUUUUUGCUAGUUUUUUCCCCAGAAAUUUAAAGUGAAUGCUGGUUUUCAGCAAAACCGUUGUACAUGGCAAUCAUGUGAUUGUGGGGGAGGGGCAACAUCAAAACUUCAAA